AUGUCAGAUAGGUAUACUCGUUUAGAAAAGUUAGGUGAAGGGACUUAUGCAACAGUUUAUAAAGGAAGGGAUCGCAGCACAAAUGAAAUAGUAGCUUUAAAAGAAAUACAUUUGGACACCGAAGAGGGUGCACCUUCAACUGCCAUUCGUGAAAUUUCUUUAAUGAAAGAGUUAAGACAUCCGAAUAUUGUAAAAUUACUGGAUGUUAUUCACACAGAAAAUAA
Messenger RNA from Entrophospora sp. SA101, 224 nucleotides. The record is from the annotation of a GenBank genome assembly. NCBI's taxonomy places the organism in Eukaryota, Fungi, Glomeromycota, Glomeromycetes, Entrophosporales, Entrophosporaceae.